UAAUCCACUCACCCUUCUCGCUUAAUCCACAAUCUCAAAUGCCGCCGUAGCAGAGCAGAGUCCCAUGCUUUCUCGGGAAACAGAGCAGUAGAUGAGAUAGAUAGCGUCAGCGGCAACCGCUUGCGGUACGCGCCAUAAAUAAUAAUUGGGAGAUAAAUGCCAGCACUGGUAGCUUGCCAGCUCCCAACUCCUAGCAAGCCAUAACUGCAAGAAAGCAACGGCAGCAAGAAACCUUGGAACCACCGGAGCAGAGAUCGCGGCGGCGAUGGCGGCCAAGGGGAGGACGGAGCUGGAGGUGGGGGCGGACGGCGUCGCCGUCAUCACCAUCUGCAACCCGCCGGUUAACUCGCUCUCCAUCGACGGUCCGCUGAGUUGCUGAAUUUGAUGAGGGGAGAUGUAAAAUUGCUUCCGUCGUGUCAAUUAUUGCAGCCGCUGUGCUUAAUUUUGUACUCCGUGAUCUGUAUGAUCCGAGAUUGGGGCUUUUGCGUCUUAUAUAGCUUAAAGGAAAGCUAUGAAGAAGCCCUUCGGAGAAGCGAUGUCAAAGCCAUUGUUGUUACAGGGAAAGGAGGAAAAUUUUCUGGAGGAUUUGAUAUUAGUUCUUUCGGUGGUGUUCAGGGAGGCCAAAUGAUGCAACCAAAGGUUGGUUAUAUAGCAAUUGAUAUCCUCACAGAUACCGUAGAAGCUGCGACAAAGCCAUCGGUGGCAGCAAUAGAUGGUCUUGCUCUUGGCGGUGGAUUAGAAGUUGCCAUGGCAUGCCAUGCACGUAUUGCAACUCCAAUGGCUCAAUUAGGGCUUCCAGAACUUCAACUUGGAAUUAUUCCAGGAUUUGGAGGAACACAACGACUCCCACGUCUUGUUGGACUGACAAAAUCUCUGGAAAUGAUGUUGCUAUCUAAGCCAAUCAAGGGUGGUGAGGCACAUGAACUGGGUUUGGUUGAUGCCUUAGUUUCUCCUAAUGAUUUGGUGAAUACUGCUCGUCAAUGGGCUUUGGAUAUAUAUGAACUUAGGAGGCCAUGGAUCAAAAGCCUUUACAAGACUGACAAGCUAGAACCUCUUGGAGAGGCUAGGGAAAUUCUGAAGUUUGCAAGAGCUCAAGCUCAAAAGCAAGCAGCUAAUCUUCGCCACCCACUUGUUUGUAUUGAUGCUGUUGAAGAAGGCAUAGUUGCAGGACCAAGAGCAGGGCUCUGGAAGGAAGCAACUGCUUUCCAGGACCUGCUUUUUUCAGAUACAUGUAAAAGUUUGGUCCAUGUGUUUUUCUCUCAGAGGGCAACAUCAAAGAUUCCAGGUGCAACAGACUUGGGGUUGAUGCCUAGGAAAAUAAGUAAAGUUGCCAUAUUAGGUGGUGGACUUAUGGGUUCAGGAAUUGCAACUGCAAUGAUAUUAAGUAACUAUCCUGUGAUACUUAAAGAAGUAAAUGAAAAGUUUCUAAAUGCUGGAAUUGACAGAAUCAAAGCCAAUUUGCAGAGCCGGGUGCGGAAAGGGAAAAUGACCAACGAGAGAUAUGAGAAGGCUAUGUCUCUUGUCACAGGUGUCGUUGAUUAUGAACAUUUCAAAGAUGUAGACCUAGUUAUUGAGGCAGUUAUAGAGAAUGUGAAGUUGAAGCAGCGGAUAUUUUCUGACUUGGAGAAGUACUGUCCUUCCCAUUGUAUCCUUGCUACUAACACAUCUACAAUUGAUCUUAAUCUAAUUGGAGAGAAAACAAAGUCUCAAGAUCGUAUUGUUGGUGCACACUUCUUUAGUCCUGCGCAUGUAAUGCCACUUCUGGAAAUAGUCCGUACCCAGCGCACCUCACCACAAGUUGUUGUUGACUUGUUGGAUGUCGGGAAGAAGAUAAAAAAGACACCAAUAGUGGUUGGGAACUGUACUGGCUUUGCAGUUAACAGGAUGUUCUUUCCGUACACUCAAUCAGCACUCUUUUAUGUUGAUCUUGGUAUGGAUGUUUAUAAGAUUGAUCGUGCCUGUACCAAAUUUGGAAUGCCCAUGGGUCCUUUCAGACUGGCAGACCUGGUUGGAUUUGGUGUGGCCGUGGCCACUGGUAUGCAAUACCUCGAAAACUUCCCAGAGAGGGUCUACAAAUCAAUGCUACUUCCUCUCAUGAUGGAGGACAAUAGGGCAGGUGAGGCCACGCGAAAGGGAUUUUACAAGUACGAGGGAAAGAGGAAGGCCACUCCUGAUCCUGAAAUCACGAAAUAUAUUGAAAAGUCUAGAAGCAUGGCAGGAGUUACAACAGAUCCUGAGUUGCUGAAGCUAAGUGAGAAAGACAUAGUUGAGAUGGUGUUUUUCCCGGUGAUAAAUGAAGCCUGCCGGGUCCUUGAUGAGGGUAUCGCGGUCAAAGCUUCUGACCUUGACAUUGCGUCCAUCUUUGGCAUGGGAUUCCCACCUUACAGGGGAGGUGUUAUGUACUGGGCGGAUUCCAUCGGUGCAAAGUACAUUCAUGGAAAGUUGGAAGAGUGGACAAACCGGUAUGGCGGCUUCUUCAAGCCUUGUUCUUACCUUGCUGAAAGAGCUGCAAAAGGGAUUCCUCUGAGCGCACUGGCAAAGAAAGUUCAGGCUCGGCUAUAAGAUGAAUGCUAGUGGAUGUGCGCAAUAACUUCUGCUAUAAGAUGAACGGAGGAAACUACACUGAAUAACAGAACUCCGAUCCAGUGGAUGUGUGGAAUAACUUCUGUCGAAUACUAGGUGCCACUUUUUUUCUUUUUCUUUUUUUUUUCAUUUUCUUUCGAUCGGAUGUGCCACUUUUUUAGGAUGCAAGAAAAUGAAGCGCACGGAGAGUGUACCAUGAAGUAGACAAGUGUUACUGUUGUUGGAAUGUCUAUCGGUCAUUAAGUUGAAUAUAUUGAGACCUCUCCUGUGGUAAUAAAUGUAGCCAAGCUA
Messenger RNA from Panicum hallii, 2874 nucleotides. RefSeq names its product glyoxysomal fatty acid beta-oxidation multifunctional protein MFP-a. The record is from RefSeq and is a predicted model, not a curated record. Lineage: Eukaryota; Viridiplantae; Streptophyta; Magnoliopsida; Poales; Poaceae. Gene Ontology annotation, cellular component: peroxisome. Gene Ontology annotation, molecular function: NAD+ binding; (3S)-3-hydroxyacyl-CoA dehydrogenase (NAD+) activity. Bases 385 to 2562 code for a protein of 725 amino acids. Gene Ontology annotation, biological process: fatty acid beta-oxidation. The transcript has 19 exons.